AUGCACAGUCGAGGUUGGAGAAAUCACAGCUCCGUAACUGAGUUUAUCCUAUUGGGCUUCUCUGGGAAUCCUAGGAUCAACUGGAUCCUUUUCUUCUUCUUCCUCAUCCUCUACUUGCUUACGGUUGUGGGCAACGGGCUCAUUGUUGCCCUGAUCAGAAUAGAUGCACGUCUCCACACACCCAUGUACUUCUUCCUCAGUAUCCUCUCCCUGCUGGAUCUCAGUUAUGCCACCACAACAGUGCCCCAGAUGCUGGCUCAUUUAGUAAGCAAGAAUAAGACCAUCUCUUAUGUUGGGUGUGUCAUCCAGAUGUACAUUUUUCUGACAUUAGGCAUCACUGAGACAUGGAUUUUUGCAGUUAUGGCCUAUGACAGAUAUGUUGCCAUAUGCUAUCCGCUCCACUAUGGGGUCCAGAUGAGCCAAGCCCUGUGUAUAAUCCUGGUAGUCAGCUCUGCUCUUUGUGGUCUCACCUGUGCCCUUGUCUACACAGUCUUUGCAAUGACCCUACCCUACUGUGGUCCAAAUGAAAUCAACCACUUCUUUUGUGAAAUUCCGGCUGUCUUGAAGCUGGCCUGUGCAGAUACAUCCCUCAAUGACCGAGUGGACUUCAUCUUGGGUUUCAUCUUGCUUCUAAUCCCAUUGUCCCUCAUCUUGACAUCAUAUGUUCAUAUUUUCAUGUCCAUUCUACGGAUUCAUUCCACCCAAGGGCAGAUGAAGGCCUUCUCCACCUGUGCCUCACACAUCACUGUGGUCACCAUGUUCUGUAUUCCAUGUAUGGUCAUGUAUAUGAGGCCUGGCUCUGAAGCCUCCCCAGAGGAUGACAAGAAGUUGGCCUUGUUCUACAAUGUCAUCUCUGCCUUUCUUAACCCCAUUAUUUACAGCCUCCGGAACAAAGAUGUGAAGAGGGCGUUCCUCAGGUUAACUGGAAUGGGUGAGGACACUCAGUAA
Messenger RNA from Jaculus jaculus (lesser Egyptian jerboa), 948 nucleotides. RefSeq names its product olfactory receptor 2A12-like. Gene Ontology annotation, biological process: G protein-coupled receptor signaling pathway. Gene Ontology annotation, cellular component: membrane. The record is from RefSeq and is a predicted model, not a curated record. Lineage: Eukaryota; Metazoa; Chordata; Mammalia; Rodentia; Dipodidae. The coding region runs from base 1 to 948 and encodes 315 amino acids. The transcript has a single exon. Gene Ontology annotation, molecular function: olfactory receptor activity; G protein-coupled receptor activity.